This is a messenger RNA of Cannabis sativa, 1735 nucleotides long. RefSeq names its product autophagy-related protein 18a-like. The coding region runs from base 373 to 1431 and encodes 352 amino acids. The record is from RefSeq and is a predicted model, not a curated record. Gene Ontology annotation, molecular function: protein binding; phosphatidylinositol-3,5-bisphosphate binding; phosphatidylinositol-3-phosphate binding. Lineage: Eukaryota; Viridiplantae; Streptophyta; Magnoliopsida; Rosales; Cannabaceae. Gene Ontology annotation, biological process: protein localization to phagophore assembly site; protein lipidation; nucleophagy. Gene Ontology annotation, cellular component: extrinsic component of membrane; cytosol; phagophore assembly site membrane. The transcript has 4 exons.
AAUAUCUUAUUAUUAAAAUAAUUUUUUUUAAACUAAUUAUCUUAUAUUUUAAAUAGCAGAAAAAAUUGUUUCAAAAGACUUUUUUUAUUAUCUACUGAAAAUAAUUAUUUAAAUUUUACUCCCUUAAAUUUCGAUAAUAAAAUUUUAAAAGAAAAAAAAUACUAUAUAUAUCACUUAAAAUUUCAUUUAAACGUACAGAGAAGAGAAGAGAGUGUUGAGAGGUGUAAAAGACAAAAGUACCCAUUCCUUCUAUAUUCUCUGAAGACAUACGCAAACGAACGAAAUAGUAAUUUCACUUCGCCCUUUAAAUCUGUUAAACAGAGUCAGUUGGCGCUUUUUUUUAUUUCAGCUCUGUUUUCAUAGCGUCCUCCCAUGGCGGUCUCUUCGAAUACUCCUUCGACCAUCAACCUCACAUUCAGCCAUGACCGGAGCUUCAUCGCGGCGUGUACGGAAACAGGAGUGCAAUUAUUCAGCUGCGAUCCUUUCAGAGCCAUAGAUUUACGCGAAGAAGGGGGAAUCGGCACCGUUGAAUUUCUCUUCGGUUCCAACAUUUGGGCCCUCGUCGGCGGGGGGACCUCCCCGGAGUUCGAUCGGAAAAAGGUCAGGUUCUGGGAAAACGCUAAAAACUGCUUUAUAGGCGAGAUAUCCUGCCGCUCUGUAGUCCUGUCCGUACGAAUGCGAAGGGAUUUCAUCUUCGUCGUGUUGGAGAAUAGAACUCUGGUUUACAAUUACUCCAAUUUGAAAAUUUAUUGCCAGAUUGAGACUGCGGCGAAUCCUAAGGGGCUUUGCGCCGCUUCGGUAGGGGAUAGUCCUGCUGUGAUGGUUUGUCUUGGGGUGCUGAUUGGGGAGAUUAGAGUUGAGCAUUAUUCUAUAAGGAAGAUUAAGUUCAUCGCUGCUCACUCUUCUGAAAUUGCUUGCUUAGGGAUCACGCGUGAGGGUAGCUUAGUGGCCACGGCAAGCGUGAAAGGGACUGUAAUUAGGGUCUUCAGAACAAGAGAUGGGACGCUGUUACAAGAGUUAUGGAGGGGUACUGAAAGAGCUACGAUCUAUAGUUUGGCUUUUUCUUCACCAAUUGAAUGGUUGGCAGUCUCAAGUGACACGGGUACUGUUCAUAUUUUCAACCUCAGCAAAUGUACUGCUACUCAAGUGCUUCAACCUCAGCCGUUGCAAACAUCAUAUACCUCUUCUUCUAUGUCAUUUAUCAAAGGUCUAGUAAUGCCCAAUUGUAUUAGCUUGGAUAGGUCUUUGGCUAAGAUUCGGUUGGUGAAGGGUUCUAAAUACAUCGCUGAUUUCGGUCACAUGAAAAAUACGAUCAUAGUUCUGGGCAUGGAUGGAAGCUUCUACCGAUGUAUGUUUGACCCAGAUAAGGGAGGAGAGAUGACUCAGCUGGAAUAUCACAACUUUCUAUACCCAGAAGAUAACCUUUCGUAGUAGUAUUGACUAACAUUAUUUCCCUAUUAGUUAUACAUAUAUAUAUAUACAGGGUUUCUAUGAUUUUUUAUUCUUAUUUUUUUUUAAGAAAUUUUUUUGGAGCCAUUACAUUUGUGGCAGUUUUGUGUAUUUGUUUUACAGAACAUAGAUAAUAAAUUUGGUACAUAGUAGAAAAAAUUUCUGGAACCAUAUUAUUCCCAAGUUUUUAUUUACUUGUAUACAAAUAGAAUAUAGUAAUUUGUUAUCGAUUUCACUCUCUGUAAUAACACUGCGAAAGCAAUAAUCAUACUAUUUUUCUUCUCCA